Pneumocystis jirovecii RU7 is the source of this 777-nucleotide messenger RNA. RefSeq lists its product as uncharacterized. Lineage: Eukaryota; Fungi; Ascomycota; Pneumocystomycetes; Pneumocystales; Pneumocystaceae. Gene Ontology annotation, biological process: rRNA processing. Gene Ontology annotation, cellular component: nucleus. The transcript is spliced from 7 exons. Gene Ontology annotation, molecular function: 3'-5' exonuclease activity; nucleic acid binding. The record is from RefSeq and is a predicted model, not a curated record. Bases 1 to 777 code for a protein of 258 amino acids.
AUGUAUUCUCUAAGUUCUGAUAACAACGUAUAUGUGCCUUCAUGUAAUUGGAGAAGACUUCAGAAAUCUUUACAUAUUUUAGGAGAAAUCAGAAAAAAAACAAAAAAACGAAUAAUUAAAACAGAUUUAAAUAAAUUUAAUAGUAUUCCUAGAAAUAACAAUGAGAUAAAAUGUCCUUUUUCUAUAUCAAAACAAGUUUUUUGCAAACAAAUAAAUGAAUCAAAAAAAAACACUGAAUUGUCAAAAAAAGAUUCUAAUUAUCAACAAAAAACACGAAAGGGAAAAUAUAUUGCAUUGGAUUGUGAAAUGGUUCAAGUAGGACCAUCUAAUAAAAAAGAUCGUGUUUUGGCAAGAAUUAGUAUUGUCAAUUACUAUGGAAACGUUAUUUUUGAUACAUUUGUAAAGCCAAAGGAGCGUGUUAUAGAUUAUAAGACACAUAUCAAUGGAAUUACCCAAGCUGAUCUAAAAAAUGCACCUAGUUUUGAAGAAGUUCAAUCAAAGGUUGCUGAUUUGCUGAAAAAUAGAAUAUUGGUAGGUCAUUCUUUAAAAAAUGAUCUUGAUGUUCUUUUAUUGUCACAUCCAAAAAAAGAUAUACGAGAUACAAGUAAAUUUAAAACUUUCAAAGCAUAUUCUAAAGGAAAAUCACCUGCAUUGAAAAAACUGGCUAAAGAAAUUUUGAAUAUGACCAUCCAAAAUGAUGUACAUUCUUCGAUUGAAGAUGCAAGAGCUGCAAUGUUAUUAUAUAGACGUUACAAACAUGAAAUGGAUCAUGCUUAA